UCGCAAACACACUUUGGUUUCAGAAAUAAGAUUUACAAAGACAGAAUGCGCGGGAUUUGUAUGUUUUGGACCCUUGCCCUGUGUAUUGCUGAGGUCAGAGGUCAUGGGAGGUUGUUGGAGCCCCCAUCACGUGCCAGUAUGUGGAGACUUGGGUUCGACUCCCCAAAAAACUACAACGACAAUCAACUGUUCUGUGGAGGCUUUUACCGCCAGUGGUCUUUAAACGGUGGGAAGUGUGGUGUUUGUGGAGACCCUUGGAAUGGACCACGUGAACAUGAGGCUGGAGGAAAAUAUGCCACCGGAAAGAUUACUAGAAGCUAUACAGAGGGAGCCACUAUCGACAUUGAGAUUCAGGUUACUGCAUCACAUCACGGAUUCUUUGAGUUCAGACUGUGUCCGAAUAACGACCCUACUAAAGCUGUCACCCAGGAGUGUCUGGACCGGUAUUUGCUGCACCAACAGGACGGCAAAACUAGGGUCAUUGAGGUUGGGCGUGCGCAGAUGUACCGGACACAACUAGUACUUCCAGACGGGGUCACCUGCUCACAGUGUCUCCUCCAAUGGAAAUGGAACACAGGAAACUCGUACGGAUGUGACAAAAGACGUUGCUGUAAGGGAUGUGGUCCACAGGAACAGUUCUACGGCUGUUCUGAUAUCAGUAUUGCGGCCAAAUCAUCUCAAAGUAGCAGCGAGAAUACGGACGAGAGUCAAAACGAAAGUGCUUUAACAAAUGGAGGCCUAGGUGAGAUUUCCGGGGGUCAGGCACAUCAGUCAAACCCCCACUACAGUGGUCAGAUAGCACCAAAUCAAUUCGUAGGGGGUCAUCAACAUAAUCCGUCAUCACUUCAGGCUAUUCACGGGUUUCUGCCGAUAAAUGUGGCCCAUUCUCAGUUACACCGACCCAACGGACAAGUAGCCAGUCAUCAUAUGCAACAGUCAAACUCAGGUCCUGUUUCCCAGGGCCAAUCAAGCAUUCCUCAACAGUCAAACCCAGGUCCUGUAUCCCAAGGCCAAGCUAGCAUUCCUCAAUUGCCACAGGGUGGCCAAUCACACUUUGUCCCAAUACACCAGGGUCCCGCGCUCACUCCUAUUCAAGGUUCAGCACACAAACCUCAGCAUUUAGUCCACGGAUUCUUGCCAAUAAAUGUCGGAGUUCAGCACGUCAAUGGACAUUUACCUGGCAGCCCCGUUCAGCAUGUUCCCAGUCAGGACCAUCAUUUAAAUACUGGGCAUCAGCUCACCAGCCAGAGCGGGCCUUCACACGGGUCUCUGCUCUCAAUGCUCGGUUAUGUACCACAUAAUGUUGGGACUGACUUUUUACCGCACCACCAAGCUCCUCAGCACGCCACCGCAGAACAACACCAUAUCGAUAACCAACACGCGUCGACUAGCGAACACGGAUCUGUUCUAGCUCAACAGUCAGCUGCUGGACACAUGUCUUUACAGGCUGUUCAUGGCUUUCUUCCUAUCAAUGUGAUGCAUGGCAGUCACACCAUCCAGAGUCACCAGGCUAGUUCGGCCGGAAGUGGAAGUGAUCCACAGCCAUGCAGAGCUACGCCCCAGUAUAGAGCCGCGUACCCUAUGGCGGAUCAGUACUGCCUGGCUAAAUGUCGACAAGGGCAAUGUCCGCCCACCCAGUACUGUCUAGACUCGUGUAGACAUUGAAAGUCAUCUUAUCUCCUCUUUUCCCCUAUCCCUUCCGACAAUCUGUCUCAAAUAGCAACUGGCGCUAAAAUCAACAGGCAAUAGUAUUGCCUGUUGUUAAUCUCUUUUGCAAUCUUAUUUCAUUGUGACGUAUUGAUCAAAUUUAAUCGAAAUUCACAAAAGGGAAGAAUGAUGUAUAACCUUUGUGACAUUUUUUCUGAUUGGAAAUUAAAAAUACAUUUCGAUACGCGAUUAACUUUCCUUGCGAAAACCAAGACCCUUGUAAAGACUUUGUGUUUUUUUCGGACUUAUUUCAAUAUAGUAAGUCGCGAUCAUUUUGAUUUCGAAAAUAGGCAUGGACCGAACAUAUAGUUCAUACGUCACGUGGUUUACAUCCGGUAUAACAGUUAUUUUUCGCGAGAUAGGAAUGUUUUUUAUUUAAUUUCAAGUGUUAACAUAAUCUGCGGAUUCUAAAUCCGUACUCCUCCUCCUGUCGCGUAUCAUUUACCGUCGUGUAUCAUUUACCGUCGUGUAUCAUUUACCGUCGUGAAUCAUUUACCGUCGUGUAUCAUUUACCGUCGUGAAUCGGUCAACAGAGCAGCACGAAGAAAACAGAGGGCGAAUUGGUCAGGAUGGAAUAGUGUAAAGGCUUCUUUGAAAACACUAUGUAGUAGUUUGUCAAUUUAUGUGUAAGUCUUUGAUUUCAUUCAGGGUUCAUAUUUUUACAGAAGUAAUAGCAAAUGUUUUCAAUCGCGUCCGGUCAGUACAUUCCAUCCAUUUUAGUGGUAUUAAUUUGAUGUUUACAUUUGUAUUUAUUUAUUAAUUGGAGACAGUCUAAUGGUAUGAGAAUGACAGUUACUGGUCUGCAUAUGGCUGGUAUAUAUGGUAUUAUACCAUUCACUAGGCAACCAGUCACCCGUAUCCCAAUUAUAUGACAACAAUAUUGUAUAUAUCUUAAUCAUAUCCUCUCAUUGUAACAUGUUACGUCAGAGUAGGUGUCCUGUACAGACGAGUGUGUGGUAGUACUAUCACAGCAUAUAACAGACCAAUCACGUGACACUAUACAAUAAUAAAUGGAAUGCUAACAUACCGUAUGACCUUGUAUGUUUGAGUGUGUGGUAGUUCUAUCACAGUAUAUAUCAGACCAAUCACGUGACACUAUACAAUAAUAAAUGAAGUGCUUACAUACCGUAUCACCUUGUAUGUUUGAGUGUGUGGUAGUACUAUCACAAUAUAUAACAGACCAAUCACGUGAUACUAUACAAUAAUAAAUGAAGUGCUAACAUACCGUAUCACCUUGUAUGUUUGAGUGUGUGGUAGUAUAUCACAGUAUAUAACAGACUAAUCACGUGACACUAUACAAUAAUAAAUGAAGUGCUAACAUACUUUAUGACCUUGUAUGUUUGAGUGUGUGAAGUUUAUGUCCAGUUAAUGUUUUUUUGUACAAGUUGGAUUUAUUUAUAAUAAAACACGUC
This is a messenger RNA of Mizuhopecten yessoensis (Yesso scallop), 3119 nucleotides long. RefSeq lists its product as uncharacterized. The transcript has 4 exons. The record is from RefSeq and is a predicted model, not a curated record. Lineage: Eukaryota; Metazoa; Mollusca; Bivalvia; Pectinida; Pectinidae. Bases 46 to 1665 code for a protein of 539 amino acids.